AUGACAACCGACGACAGUUCUAUAUCGACUCAAAUGGCAAAGGACCUUGCAGACUCGCUUUACUCGUGUGAGAAACAUCCUCUCUUUUCUCCAAAGUAUGGAGCUCCCAUGACCAACAAGGCCGAGACAAAAGCUGUUCUGAAUGCAUUGUUGAAUGGAAUUCGACCAGCCAGCGCCAAUGUCGCGGGCUACGGCCCUCUACUGCUGUCGGAUAUUCCCGACUCAGCUAAGGAGAGCAAAGUAGUCGUGGUUGGUGUUGAUGAAGCGGGUAGGGGCUCCGUGUUGGGUCCGAUGGUCUACGGCGCUGCAUAUUGGAGUGCAUCUGUCGAGGAAAAGAUACCUAAAGGCUUCAACGAUUCCAAACAACUGACGGAACAGACUCGAGACAAACUCUUUGACCAACUAUUGGACCACGAGGACAUUGGCUUUUGUAUGCGAUCCCUCUUGCCGUCGGAAAUCUCCCGAAAUAUGUUGCGUUCCAAGCCUUACAACUUGAACGAAAUGAGUCACGAUUCGACCAUGUUGAUGAUUCGAAAACUAUUGGAUGCUGGUCUGAAGGUGAAGAAGGCUUUCAUUGAUACCGUCGGGAACGCAUACACAUAUCGACGCAAGCUGGAAGGACAAUUUCCUGGGAUUGAGUUUGUGGUGGAGAGUAAGGCUGAUGCAAAGUAUGCUUCUUGUUCCGCGGCAUCUGUAGUGGCAAAGGUAUCGCGCGACAAAUUCAUGAGUGGCUGGAAGUUCACUGACGAACUACAGGAUGUGUCGAGAGAUUUUGGCAGCGGUUAUCCGUCCGACCCAAAAUGCAAGGCAUGGUUUGAGAAACUGCAGGAUCCUUUGUUUGGGUACAACGACUUUGUCAGAUUUAGCUGGGCACCCAUCAAGAAAAAAAUUGCAGAAAGUGACGAAGAAGCUGCCGUGAAUGUACUGUUCCAGGCCGAUCUGGAUGACGACGAGAAUGACCUCAAACAGGAACAACAGGGAAUGUCAAGCUUUUUGAGCGGUUCCAAGAAACACAAGAGAGCACGGUACUUUGAGCAACGAACGCUAAGUGUAGUCACUUCCUUGUCAUCAUAG
Molecule: messenger RNA, 1074 nt
Organism: Cylindrotheca closterium
Lineage: Eukaryota; Bacillariophyta; Bacillariophyceae; Bacillariales; Bacillariaceae
Source: the annotation of a GenBank genome assembly